AUGAUAUCAAAUGAGACUGAGAAUAUUCUCCUCUGUUUUCCGCUCCUGCGAGACUCGUGUCAUAGAGAUCAUCGUCUCACUGUAGUUAAAGUGGCAAUGUACACUGUCAUGUUGCUCAUGAUCCUCUCCACAGUUUUUGGGAAUCUGCUGAUCAUCAUCUCCAUCUCUCACUUCAAACAGCUUCAGUCUCCGACUCAUAUGAUCGUUCGGUCUCUGGCUGCCAGCGACUGUCUGCUGGGCUCUCUGGUCAUGCCCUACAGCAUGGUGCGAUCUGUCGAGGGCUGUUGGUUUCUGGGAGAUGUUGUUUGUAAAGUGCAUUCUAGUUUGGACAUGACCUUCUGUAUCUCUUCCUUAAUCCAUCUCAGUUUAAUAUCUAUUGACAGAUACUGGGCCAUCUGUGACCCUCUAAAAUACAAAAUGAGGAUUACAAACAACACUGUGACCAUAUUCAUCACCUUCACGUGGAUCUUUUCAUUUAUCUACAGCUUUUCUGUUGUGUUUUCAGGGGUAAAUGCAGUUGGUUUGGAAACGUUUAUCAUUCAAGUGUACUGUGUGGGAAGCUGUGUUCUGUUUUUUAACAAAGAGUGGGGUCUCAUUUGUUCACUUCUCACAUUCUUUCUUCCAGGCACUAUUAUGAGCUCUCUGUAUAUGAAAAUCUUCCAUGUGGCAAGUAAACAUGCUCGAGUUAUGUCAGAAAGAGUGACAGGGGGUUUGAAGAGUCAAAACUCUGUACAGAGAGAAAGAAAAGCUGCUAAAACUCUUGCUAUUGUGAUGGGGGUGUUUUAUCUCUGUUGGUUGCCUUAUUUUACCGGCACUGUUGUCGACCCGUAUCUCAAUUUUAUAACUCCAGCUGAUGUUUUUGAAGCUUUGAUUUGGUUUGCAUAUUUUAAUUCCACCUGUAACCCUUACAUCUAUGGUUUGUUCUAUCCCUGUUUUCAGAAAGCUUUUAAGAGUUUGUUUAUAAGUUUUAUUUGGGGCGUUUCGGAGAAUCGGGCAGCUCAAUCUUAG
Molecule: messenger RNA, 1008 nt
Organism: Triplophysa dalaica
Lineage: Eukaryota; Metazoa; Chordata; Actinopteri; Cypriniformes; Nemacheilidae
Product: trace amine-associated receptor 4-like
Exons: 1
Coding region: 1-1008 (335 amino acids)
Biological process (GO): G protein-coupled receptor signaling pathway
Cellular component (GO): membrane
Molecular function (GO): trace-amine receptor activity
Source: RefSeq, a predicted model, not a curated record